UGCUCCUUUCGAACAACAAGAACGCAGAACUUAUUUAUCAUCAAACUUUACAUCUGCUUGUACUACACCUUCCAAAAUAGGAACUGGAUUUACGGGUUUUAAUCCUAUUCUUCACUAUUAG
Messenger RNA from Funneliformis mosseae, 121 nucleotides. Lineage: Eukaryota; Fungi; Glomeromycota; Glomeromycetes; Glomerales; Glomeraceae. The record is from the annotation of a GenBank genome assembly.